Messenger RNA from Oryza brachyantha (malo sina), 2062 nucleotides. RefSeq names its product glucan endo-1,3-beta-glucosidase 8-like. The record is from RefSeq and is a predicted model, not a curated record. Gene Ontology annotation, biological process: carbohydrate metabolic process. The transcript is spliced from 2 exons. NCBI's taxonomy places the organism in Eukaryota, Viridiplantae, Streptophyta, Magnoliopsida, Poales, Poaceae. Gene Ontology annotation, molecular function: hydrolase activity, hydrolyzing O-glycosyl compounds. Bases 300 to 1781 code for a protein of 493 amino acids. Gene Ontology annotation, cellular component: plasma membrane.
CUUGAAUGGGAAAAGUUUGAAGCUUUUUGUAUUCGUUGCUGCUUUUUCUCCUAUGUGGUUCUUCGUCAUCACACGUUCAGUUCUAUCCAAAAUCCCCUGUCCUUGUCCCCCCCUCCAAAAAAGAAGGCCACUAGAAUAAUCGAUCCCCCAUUCGCGCCAUCCUCCAAUCUCCCCCAUCAUUCGAUUCGCACCACGGCCAUUAGCUCGAGCUCGAGCGCUCUCUCUGCCUUGCUCUCUCCUUCGCGCCACCGGUUCUUGAGCUCGUUCUUGGAUAAUCCAGUGGCUCGCCGUCGUCGAUCAUGGCGGGCUCUUCUGAUCGGAGGCUGGCCGUGGUCGCGCUCGCGGCUGCCGCGUUGGCGGCCUUCGGCGGCGGCGGCUGGCUGCUGCCGGCAGCCGACGGGCUCGGGGUGAACUGGGGCACGAUGGCGUCGCACCCGCUGCCGCCGAAGUCGGUGGUGCGGAUGCUGCAGGACAAUGGCAUCAACAAGGUGAAGCUGUUCGACGCGGACGCCGGGACGAUGGAGGCGCUCGCCGGCAGCGGCGUGGAGGUGAUGGUGGCCAUCCCCAACAACCUGCUCGACCUGCUGACGGACUCCGACGCCGCCAGGGACUGGGUGCACGAGAACGUCAGCAGGUACAGCUUCGACGGCGGCGUCAAUAUCAAAUAUGUUGCCGUCGGGAAUGAGCCGUUCCUGUCGUCUUUGAAUGGCACGUUCCUGAACGUCACCUUCCCUGCCCUGCAGAACAUCCAGCGGGCCCUCUACGAGGCCGGCCAUGGCGACACCAUCAAGGCGACGGUGCCGCUCAACGCCGACGUGUACAACUCGCCGGAGGACAGGCAGGUUCCCUCCGCCGGGCGGUUCCGGCCGGACAUCGCCGGGCUGAUGACGGAGAUCGUGCAGUUCCUGAACCAGAGCGGCGCGCCCUUCACCGUCAACAUCUACCCGUUCCUGAGCCUGUACGGCAACGACAACUUCCCGCUCGACUACGCCUUCUUCGACGGCACGAGCAGCCCCGUCGUGGACAACGGCAUCCAGUACACCAACGUGUUCGACGCCAACUUCGACACGCUCGUGUCGGCGCUGGCCGGCGCCGGCGUCGGGGGCCUGCCGGUGGUCGUCGGCGAGGUCGGGUGGCCGACCGACGGCGACAAGCACGCCAGGGCGGACCUCGCGCAGCGGUUCUACGCCGGGCUGCUCCGGAAGCUGGCGAGCAACACCGGGACGCCGCUGCGGCCGGGGCAGUACGUGGAGGCUUACCUGUUCAGCCUCGUCGACGAGGACGCCAAGAGCGUGGCGCCGGGCAACUUCGAGCGCCACUGGGGCAUCCUCCGGUACGACGGCCAGCCCAAGUACGCCAUGGACCUGUCCGGGCAGGGCCGGGACACGGCGCUCGUGGCGGCGCGCGGGGUCAGCUACCUCCCGCGCGCGUGGUGCGUGCUCAACCCCGGCGCGACGCCGGAGGCCCUGAGCCGGAUCGGCGACAACGUCAACUACGCCUGCACGUUCGCCGACUGCACCUCGCUGGGGUACGGCUCGACGUGCAACGGCAUGGACGCCGCCGGCAACGCCUCGUACGCGUUCAACGCCUACUUCCAGGUGCAGAACCAGGUUGAGGAGUCCUGCGACUUCCAGGGCCUCGCCGUGCAGACGCAGCAGGACCCGUCCACGAACGCCUGCAACUUCACCAUACAGAUCGAGCCGUCCGCGGCCGGCCGGCCGGUACCGGCGACGGCGACGGGCGUCGUGCUCGCGGUUCUCGCCGUCAUGGCCACAUUCUGAGACUGAUCGAUCUCAGCACAUAGCUACGAUUUGUAAAGGUUUCUGCUUGGUUUUGUAUAUACUUUUGUGCAAUGUCUGGUUACGAGCUAGGACGCCUAGGUCCUAGGUCUAUUCAACCGAGUUUAAGAUUUUAAAAAGCGGUCGGUGUGAAACUAGUUUCUUAGAUUUUGGAAAAACUAGGUUUUUCGGUUUCUUGCUUUUAGUUUAUUUUUUAAAUUAUAUAACUCUAGAUUCUUAAAAACUAAGUAUUAUUUAAGAGAGCUCAUUACUUCUGAAGAAUA